AUGAUUCUGCCGCCGCCGGGUAAUUCUGAUGAUAUUACAGUCACCAGUAAUGACCCCUGGUUUGCUUUCAUACCUUCUCAGAGAUAUGGAAAAGGAGUUCAAAUACAUGCUGGCAUUAACAAUCGUGUAUUUGGGAGCCCUGUGACUUCCUCUCCAACAACUUUGACAAAAUAUGUUUUGGUCACCUCUACUCUCACAUUUGCUGCAGCCUCUGCUGCUGCUGGCAUAACUGUAUUUAUUGGCAAUGACAUUGGUGUCUGCUCUCGGAAUCACUGCACAGAGUUUGAGACGUCUACUGCUAUGGCUUUUCUUAGCUGGUUCACUGCUUUGCCAUCAUUUCUCUUAAAUUUCUGGUUACUGGCAUCACGAUGAAAAGGAAUACUUGAGAAACUUAAAUUUCUUAUGAACUCUUUUAGUUUCCGCUUUUAUUCCAAAUGUUUGUCAGCAUGGGCAAUGUCCAAAGCAUACAAUUCUGUAAAUAGGCAUUCUGUAAAGGUGUUAAAUUUGGUAGAGAAGAUUGUGAUCGUGCAAUAUGAACUCCAUCUUUGUGCAAGCAUCUUGUUAGAUUCGUCGGGUGAAGAGAAUAUUAGCCUGUCAUUCAGGAACUUC
Molecule: messenger RNA, 609 nt
Organism: Nicotiana tabacum (common tobacco)
Lineage: Eukaryota; Viridiplantae; Streptophyta; Magnoliopsida; Solanales; Solanaceae
Source: RefSeq, a predicted model, not a curated record